Molecule: messenger RNA, 1241 nt
Organism: Seriola dumerili (greater amberjack)
Lineage: Eukaryota; Metazoa; Chordata; Actinopteri; Carangiformes; Carangidae
Gene: dera
Product: deoxyribose-phosphate aldolase
Exons: 9
Coding region: 115-1071 (318 amino acids)
Biological process (GO): carbohydrate catabolic process; deoxyribonucleotide catabolic process
Cellular component (GO): cytoplasm
Molecular function (GO): deoxyribose-phosphate aldolase activity
Source: RefSeq, a predicted model, not a curated record
CGGUACACACGUUGUAGUCAGGAAGUGGAUUGUUGACAGGUCAGCUCGGCUGGAGGUGGCUGUUGUUGUUAAUUCCAAUAUCUGCGCAUUAUUAAAUAAUAACCGUCCUCAAACAUGGCGGCCAGGAACCCAGGCAUGAAGCUCGACCUGGAGUGGAUAUCCAAAGUGAGAGUGAACACGCAGGCUGUCCUGAAGAGAGCUCAGCAAAUCCAAGGUCAAAAGACCCCCAAGAAACAGUGGCAGGCUGCCUGGCUGCUGAAGGCUGUCACAUGCAUCGACCUGACAACUCUGGCUGGAGAUGACACACCAUCCAACGUCCAUCGGCUGUGUCUGAAAGCCAUCCAGCCAGUCAGAUACGACCUGCUCAGGAAGAUGGAUAUGCACGACAAAGGAAUAACUACAGCGGCAGUGUGUGUGUAUCCGUCCCGUGUGGCUGAUGCUGUGAAGUCGUUAAAAGCGGCCAACUCCAGCCUCCCUGUGGCCUCAGUGGCCACUGGUUUCCCAGCUGGCCAGACACCACUGGAAACUCGCCUGCAGGAAGUCCGCAUGGCAGUGGCCGACGGUGCCACAGAGAUCGACAUCGUCAUCAACAGGACGCUCGCCCUGACAGGACAGUGGGAAGCCAUGUACGAUGAGAUCCGUCAGUUUCGGGAGGCCUGUGGUGAUGCCCACAUGAAAACCAUCCUGGCUAUUGGAGAGCUAGGCACCUUCACCAACGUCUACAAGGCCAGCAUGGUCGCCAUGAUGGCUGGUUCGGACUUCAUCAAGACGUCCACAGGAAAGGAAGCUGUCAACGCUACUUACCCAGUUGCCAUAGUGAUGGUGAGAGCCAUCCGUGACUACCUCUUGUGUACAGGCCACAAGGUGGGCUUUAAGCCGGCAGGGGGGAUCCGAACAGCUCAGGAGUCUCUGGUGUGGCUCACCCUGAUCAAAGAGGAGCUGGGAAAUGAUUGGCUCUGUCCUCACCUGUUCCGCCUGGGAGCCAGUAGCCUAUUGGCUGAUAUUGAGAGACAGAUCUAUCAUCACGUGACUGGACAGUAUGCAGCCUAUCAUGAGCUGCCUAUGGCCUGAAGCUGUGGACUUCCUCUUUUAAUGACCAAUCAAAACCUCAUAUUCACCACACAAGCCUGUCAGUGAUUGUCCAGGCAGCACACUGACUCUUUCAUUCUGAUAAAACAAUUUAAACAAAAGUCUUAAAUUUGUAACUCUGGCACUUGCUGAAAAUAAAAGAUAAUAUAAGU